AUGUCGUCCGCUGUAGCAGAACUGGAGAACAUUCUCCAAUCCAUGCUGGCGCUGAAGCCUCCAGGCGUAUCCGGAUCCAAGAUUCAGAGCAUCACCAGUUUGUGCACGGCCAAUGUUCAGAAUGAAUCCGUUCUGAUCCAAAAAAUCUACACGCAUUUCAAGAAGGCACCGGGCACCCACAAACUGGGCGUACUCUAUGUCGUAGACUCUGUAACCCGUCAGUGGGUAGAAGCUGCACGAAAGGCCGGACAACCGCUAGGAUCCUCUGCCCCAGAUGGAACUUUCGCCGCUGGUGUCAACCGAGUUACCGAACUCCUCCCAGUAUUGAUGGGUGAUAUCAUAAACAACGCCCCUCAGGAUCAAAAGGACAAGAUCAAGAAACUCAUCGAUAUCUGGGAACGUGGCUACACCUUCCCAGGUCCCAUGCUAGCCUCGUUCCGCGACAAACUCAACGCGCCCGUUCAGAACGUCGAAUCGACCACGCCCGAAGGAUCUCCUGCCCCCGCCAUGAACCUGCUUGGAGGAGGCGCGCCUCCUACGAACAACGGCUCUGGAGCUGCACCGGACACCUCCAGUAUCUUGAAAGCGUUGGCCGAUAUGGCGAAGCAAAACACCACUGCCCCGGCACCUCAAGCCCCAUCUGCGGCUCCAACAAAUCCUCUGGCAGCUUUGAAUCCUGCUGCCUCGAUCCCACAACCCGUCUCCUCUGCCGAUCCCACCGCUGCCGCGAACCAAUAUGCUGCUCAGGCUGGUUUGAAUCCGUUUGCUGCUAUGGGUGGUGCUUUGGGUCAUAAUCCUGCCCUUGGACAGCCUCAAAGCCAAAGCCAAACACCGAAUCCAAUGGCUGCUCAGAAUCCUUUGGCGGCCAUGAUGGGACAGGCUGCACCUGCACCAACCCCCGAUAAUGGAGCCGGUAUGGCACAGCAAUGGCAAUUACUUCAGAUGCUCGCAGCACAGGGUGUUCCCCAGGAACAGUGGGGGACGGCCCUUCAGAUCUUCAGCAUGACCAACAACAUGGGUGGUAAUGCUCCUCAGAUGCCUGGCUUCGGUGCUAUGCCCGGUAUGCCCGCUAUGCCCGGUAUGCCCGCUAUGCCCAAUGCCUGGGGUCACCAAGACUCCCAAAAUCGCGAUGAUCGGGACCGCGAACGCGAUUACAACCGUUCCCCCGGUGGCUACCGUCGCCGUUCUCGUUCACCAGGCGCUGGUUGGGAUCGCCGUCGCACUGCUUCCCCUCCUCGCCGUCGUGAUAGCCCAGUCUAUGGUGAAUACCACGGCGAUUCUCCUGGCCGUCGGGGUGACCCACGUGAUGCUCGUCGUGGCGGACGUCCUAAUGAAUAUCGCCAGCGCAGCCCACCUGGACGCAGACGCCGCUCCCCCUCGCCCCCUCGCAAGGAUCCUAACCUCCCUCCUCCUGGUCCAAAGCUGAUCGAAUGGGACUACUCUAUCGGUCAGGGCAGCAUCAAAGUCCUGAGCCGAACCCUCUUCGUCGGUGGCGUCACCUCAUCCGAGGCCAAUCUGCGCGCAUUGUUCAACAAGUUCGGUCUGGUCCAAACUUGCAUCGUGAACAUUGACAAGAGACACGCAUUCAUUAAGAUGAUCAGCCGUCAGGAUGCCAUCUUGGCCCGCGAUGGAAUGGAGUCAUACCGUGUCGGUGAAAUGCAAUUACGAACACGAUGGGGUGUUGGAUUCGGUCCGCGUGACUGCAGCGACUACCAAACUGGUGUCAGUAUCAUCCCCGUUGAGCGGUUGACUGAGGCGGAUCGCAAAUGGAUGCUGAAUGCUGAGUAUGGUGGUACUGGUGGCCGUGCUAUUGAAUCUGGCAUGGUCGUUGAGGAACCCGAUAUUGAAAUCGGUGCAGGUGUAUCCUCCAAGGCAAUCAGCCGACGUAUCGCAACCGACACCGGUGGCAAACGUGGUCCUAUUUCGACUCGCACCAACCCUGGACCCGGAGAGCAGCGAUUCGGAGGACGCCGCUCGGAACGUGAUGGUUUCGACUCUGGUGGCUACAAUCCUGCCCCUCAAGGAGAUCGCGUUGACAUGAACAACAUGAACAACCCAGCCGUUGCACCUGCCGUUCCUUCAUACGGUUUCAGUUUCCCCAACAUGCCCAUGCUUCCUCCCGGAUUCAUGCUCGGUGGUCAAGCUGGCAUGCCAGCUUCUCAGCCCCCUCCCCCAGGCCAGGGUAACUAA
This is a messenger RNA of Penicillium angulare, 2190 nucleotides long. Its product is annotated as Nrd1 complex RNA-binding subunit. Lineage: Eukaryota; Fungi; Ascomycota; Eurotiomycetes; Eurotiales; Aspergillaceae. The record is from RefSeq and is a predicted model, not a curated record. The transcript has 4 exons. The coding region runs from base 1 to 2190 and encodes 729 amino acids. Gene Ontology annotation, cellular component: nucleus. Gene Ontology annotation, molecular function: RNA binding.